This is a messenger RNA of Rotaria socialis, 453 nucleotides long. Lineage: Eukaryota; Metazoa; Rotifera; Eurotatoria; Philodinida; Philodinidae. The record is from the annotation of a GenBank genome assembly.
AUGUCUAAUGCUAUAAUACCAAUUGAUACUUCUUCUAUUUCCUCAACAAACAUGUCUGAAUCUUAUUGGGAUACUCAGCGUCGUUUGGCAAUGGAAAAAAAGUUUGGAGAUAUUGUCGGAUAUGUUCUUGGAGCUGCAGUCGGUUUCUUCAUCACGGGACUUUCUUUUUACACAGUAUAUCAUUUGUGGAAAAAGGAGCCCGUGAUUGGUCUUAUAAUUUUGAUAUUUGUUAUCGCUUUAAUAAUGUGCGGAAUGGCUAUUCGCUUUUCGGUUAUGACUAUUCAAGUUCUUAUUGAGAAGUGGCAUCAUCAGUAUCACCUUCCAGAACCUAUCAAAUAUAACAGUUUGUCUCGUUCUGCAAAUAACAAAUGGUGGUCGUCAAAUCGAUAUAUUCACAAGUUAAAGAUGAUGAGUGGAGUUUCCAUCCAAGAAAACCAUCAGUUAAAUAUUUAA